Acanthosepion pharaonis is the source of this 1719-nucleotide messenger RNA. NCBI's taxonomy places the organism in Eukaryota, Metazoa, Mollusca, Cephalopoda, Sepiida, Sepiidae. The record is from the annotation of a GenBank genome assembly.
AUGUAUUUUCCUUUUUUUUCUCACCCUCUCUUUCUCUUUCUUUCACUUUCUUUUUUUAGUUUAUUUUUCUAUUCUUCCCUAUUUCUUUUUGUUCUUCUCUCUCUCUUUAAUUCUCCCUCCCUCUCUCGUUUUCCCUCUUUUUUCUUCGUUAUUUUUCUUUCUUUCUUUCUUUCUUUUUUUCUUUCUUUCUUUCUUUCUUUCUUUCUUUCUUUCUUUCUUUCUUUCUUUCUUUCGUACUUUAUGCCUUUAAUUCUCUAUCUUUCUCUCUUUCUUUAUCUAUUUCUUUAUUUUUUCUUCUAUACUUUAAUUUUCUUUCCUCUUCUAUCUUUCUACUUCUGUCUUUCCCUAGGCCUCUUUCACUCUCUUUUCUCUUUGUUUUCUUCUCUCUCUCUCUCUGUGUGUGUGUGUGUGUGUGUGUGUAUACACGCAUGCAUGUAUAUCUUUCUCUAUAUAUCUCUUUAUCUUUCUGUCUAUAUUUCUUUCUUUAUUUAUUUCCUUCCUUUAUUUCUUUCUCUUUCUCUCUUACUCUGUCUUCCUCUCUUCCUCCCUUUCUUACUGUAUCUAUUUCUUUCUUCUUUAUUCCCUAUUUUUUUUUUGUCUUUCUCCCCCUCUUUCUCCCCAUCUCUUUCCCCCUCUUCUUUAUCUUUUUCUUUCUUUCUUUCUUUCUUUCUUUCUUUCUUUCUUUCUUUCUUUCUUUCUUUCUUUCUUUCUAUUAGCAGUUACAAACGCUCACGCAUUUCUCGCUCUUUCUCGCUCUUUCUCGCUCUUUCUCGCUUUCUUUUUUCUUGCAAAUUCUCGCUUUCCUUUUUAUCGCUCUUUCUUGUUUUCUUUUUUCAUCGCUCUUUCUCGUUUACUUUUUUCUCGCUCUUUCUCGUUUUCUUUUUCUUCUCUCGUUCUUUCUUCUCGCACUUUCUCGUUUCCUUUUCCCCUCUCGUUCUUUUUUCUUUUCACUUUCUCGUUUCCAUUUUUUUUAUCGCUCAUUCUCACUUUCUUUUUCUCUCGCUCGUUCUCGUUUUCUUUUUUUCUCGCUCUUCCUCGUUUUCUUUUUCUAAUCUCGUUCUCGUUUUUUUUUUCCUCUCUCGUUCUCGUUUUCUUUUUCCAAUCUCGUUCACGUUUUCUUUUUUCUCGCUCUUUCUCGUUUUCUUUUUCCAAUCUCGUUCUCAUUUUCUUUUUCUAAUCUCGUUCUCGUUUUCUUUUUCCUCGCUCUUCCUCGUUUUCUUUUUCCUCUCUCGUUCUCGUUUUCUUUUUUCUCGCAAUGUCUCAAUUCCUUUUUUCUCGCUCUUUCUCGUUUCCUUUUUUCCUCGUUCUUUUUUCUCUCACUUUCUCGUUUCCUUUUUCCUCUAUCGUUCUUUUUUCUCGUACUUUCUCGUUUCCUUUUUUCUCGCUCUUUUCCGUUUUCUUUUUUCUUUUCUAUUUCCUUUCCAUCCAAUCUUUCUUCUUUUCGUUCCUCAAAUACUUUCCCUCUCUUUCUUUUUAUUUUCCUCCCCCCUCUCUCUCUCUCUCUUACUAAGAACCACUCUCCCUUCUCUCUUAACUUUCUUUCUCUCCAUCUCUAAAAUUUAUUUUCUCUCUCCAUCUUUAAAAAUUCUUCUUUCUCUCCAUCUGUAUAAUUUAUUCUCUCUCUCUUUCUCUCUCUCCAUAUCUCUAAUAUUUCUUCUCUCCUUCUCUAGUGGUUUUUCUCCCUCUUUCUCCUUUUCACUUAAUCACGUCUGUUUAUAA